UUCGAAGUUCAACCCGCCUCUCCUCCACUGAACGAAGCCCAUUUUUUACCUCGCAAAGUUUCGAAUCUAAUUCUAAACCCUCACCACCGACUAGGGUUUUCUGAUUUUAAUUUUUCUCUGCACUCUCUGUUAGCCGAGUCUCAAGAUUCCUCGUCACUAUGCCGCAAGGAGAUUACAUAGAGCUUCACAGGAAGAGACAUGGCUUCCGCCUCGACCACUUCGAGCGCAAGCGCAAGAAGGAGGCUCGUGAAGUCCACAAGCGCUCUGAAUAUGCCCAGAAGGCUCUGGGUAUUAAGGGCAAGAUGUUCGCGAAGAAACGUUAUGCAGAAAAGGCUCUGAUGAAGAAGACACUGGCCAUGCAUGAGGAAUCGUCCACCAGGCGCAAGGUGGAUGAUGAUGUCCAUGAAGGAGCUGUUCCUGCUUAUCUGCUGGAUCGCGAGAACACAACACGGGCAAAAGUUCUUAGCAAUACUAUUAAGCAAAAGAGGAAAGAGAAAGCUGGAAAGUGGGAAGUCCCUCUGCCAAAGGUGAGGCCUGUGGCUGAAGAUGAAAUGUUCAAAGUGAUCAGAUCUGGUAAACGAAAGACCAAGCAAUGGAAAAGAAUGGUCACGAAAGCUACAUUUGUUGGACCUGGUUUUACGAGAAAACCUCCCAAGUAUGAGCGGUUCAUCCGUCCUACAGGUUUGCGGUUCACCAAAGCUCACGUGACACACCCUGAACUCAAAUGCACUUUCAAUCUUGAGAUAAUUGGAGUAAAGAAAAAUCCUAAUGGUCCAAUGUAUACCUCUCUUGGCGUGAUGACAAAGGGAACAGUCAUUGAGGUGAAUGUCAGUGAGUUGGGUCUGGUUACACCAGCUGGGAAAGUUGUAUGGGGUAAGGGAAAUAUGCUCAGGUGACAAAUAACCCCGAGAAUGAUGGGUGUAUAAACGCCGUUCUGCUUGUAUAAAGAGGGUUACUGGCAACAGGAGACGGGGGAGAACAGCAAGAUGUCUGAAAUAGGGUUCUUUCCUCUAAACGGGAGGAGUGGUCUCUUGUGAGUAACCCAAUUACGUAAUACAGCCUCUUUAUUUUUAUGUUUUAUUUUUUUAUUUGUCCCCGAGUGUAGCAGCAUGCUAAAAUAAUAGUGUUGUUGGAGUUAUCUGAAUGAUGCAGUUUUGUAUUCGCAAUCUUUCAAUUUUAUUUAAUAUUUAGCUUA
Carya illinoinensis is the source of this 1195-nucleotide messenger RNA. Its product is annotated as ribosome biogenesis protein NSA2 homolog. The record is from RefSeq and is a predicted model, not a curated record. Gene Ontology annotation, cellular component: preribosome, large subunit precursor; nucleolus. The transcript has 9 exons. NCBI's taxonomy places the organism in Eukaryota, Viridiplantae, Streptophyta, Magnoliopsida, Fagales, Juglandaceae. Gene Ontology annotation, biological process: maturation of 5.8S rRNA; maturation of LSU-rRNA. The coding region runs from base 159 to 896 and encodes 245 amino acids.